UGUAAACAUUGUAGCAGGACAGAACGGCACUGUAAAUACACUAUAGGAACGAUGGCAGCUAUUGUGUCAGAUACUAAAAGGAAUUAAACUCUAGUCCUGUCGCUGUUUCUCCUGAUUAACCACACUAGGAGUCAAUCUACUUGAUGGUUUGUGAUGGUCGUCCGGAAAAUACUUUAAAUCAAUGAAAACUGCAUUAGGAAUUCGAUCUUAUAUUAGAAAAUUGUGUAUCUGUGUGUUGUUGACCUUUUACAUACCGGCAUUUUAUGACAGGUGCGUACGUGCGGUUAAAUCUUGAUUUACGUAUAUUUGUGUGGAUGUGACACUUUCUGUGCCAAGAUGAGCGGCUGCCCGUUUAGAAACGCUAUAGAGAACGCUAAAGUGUCACAACAGACAAAAAAUAAUAACAAUAACAUUGAGCCAUCUUCAUUACCAAAUGGCAGUGCCAAUGAAUCCCAGGACGCUAUAAAAACAACUACCACCAGUACCCAGACUGGUCAGGGCAAACAUGCACUGUCCGACAACCACCACGGACCCGGAAAGGGCACUAUGUCCAGUGCGUCUCUUGGGACUGAAAUUAUCGGCUCUGGCACGAGUCGAAAAACUAGUAACAUGUCCACUUGCUCAAUAGGAUCAGAUGAGACGGAAGGAGAGAAGAAACUUGAUCUGUUGGGCCUGAUCGAGUCUGUGGGGACCCUCCUAUUACCCUCGACUGGAUUUAUCAACAGAUCCUUUCAGAAUGUGAUCCGGCCAAAGGAAGAGGCCGUUAUGGAGCGUGUUAGGAAAUUGAUGAACUUUGAUGAAAUGAUAUUUGUAACGUCCUACUUAGACCCGGAUGUGCGUCACUCGACAAUGAACGAAACUCUCCUCCUUGGUAUGUCUGACGCAGCGGCAUCUGCUUUAGACCUUAAACAGGAAGCUGUUUUGCGGAUGCUGGGGGACGAAUAUGUCCAACUCUGUUUAUCGGAAUAUGGCCGUGCUCUUGGAAUGAUGGGAAGCAAUAUGGUAGAAUUUUUCAGCAACCUGGAUGGACUCCACGACCAUAUAAGGACAUCUCCAAAAUUUGGAUCCCAAGUGCCUCCAUCUUUUCGAUGUUCUCAUACGUCAAAAGGAUGCGUCGAUCUCCAUUUCUACUCAGAUCUUCGGAACCUCUUGGAGUUUUAUGCUGGGAUUGUACAAUCUGUGGCACGGCUUAUGUUCUCUGUAGAUGCCGAGGUUACAUUACAGGUUAAAGAAAAAGCUUCCAAGACACAUCAUGUAUUCCAUAUACAACCUAGACAAUACUCGAACAAAAAGGAAUGUACUUUCAGCACCUUUCGGGCUUCCACCUCUGAUAAUCCGUCCGAUCUAAAGAUUGGCGUUGAUACAUUUUGUAGCACAUUUCCAUUCCACGUCAUCUUUGACAGGGACUUGAAAAUUACACAACUUGGCUCGGCUCUCCUCAAAAUGAUUGCUCCAGGGUUUGCCACAAAGGGACAGAAGUUUGACACAUACUUUGUUAUCAAAAGCCCAAAACUGGAGGAGUUGACUUUCUCAAAGUUGUUGUCUAGGGUGAAUUUUUCAUUUGUGUUGGAGACCAAAUCUCAACAACGAGAUGGACACCAGCUAUCCCAGGAUACCGUUUUGAAAGGCCAAAUGAUCUACCUACAGGAGUCGGAUGCAAUUCUUUUUCUCGGUUCUCCAAGUAUCGAGAAACUGGAUGAAAUGAUAGCGAAAGGGUUGUACAUAUCUGAUGUCCCUAUCCAUGACGCGACACGUGAUGUCAUUUUGGUCGGAGAGCAGACGAAAGCCCAGGCAAGUUUGAAAAAACGUAUGGAAGAACUGAAGAAUGGUAUCAUUGAAGGUACCAAAGCCGUAGAGCAUGAAAAAGCCAAGAAUAUUGAAUUGCUGGAGAUGAUUUUCCCCUCAAAUAUCGCCGAACGUCUCUGGAGAGGAGAGACAAUUGAUCCGAUGAAGAUUGAUGACGUCACGAUGUUGUUCAGUGACAUUGUCGGUUUUACAGCGAUUUGUUCGUCCUGUACUCCAAUGGAGGUCAUCAACAUGCUGAAUUCGCUUUACACUCAGUUUGACCAUUUUUGUGGAGUGGUUGACGUUUACAAGGUGGAGACAAUUGGUGACGCCUACUGCGUAGCAGGGGGCCUCCAUAAAAGGUCAAGGAGACAUGCUGAACAAAUUUCGUUUAUGGCACUAAGGAUGAUGGAAAUCGCCGGCAAGGAGAGAUCUAAGGAUGGGAAUGCCAUUAGGAUGAGAAUAGGGCUCCAUACUGGAUCCGUUCUAGCUGGAGUUGUUGGAGUGCGCAUGCCACGAUAUUGUCUUUUUGGAAAUAAUGUCACUCUUGCAAACAAAUUUGAGAGUGGGAGUGAAGCCGAACGCAUCAACAUUAGUCCAACCACUUACAAAUGUAUUACCGAAACAGAGGGAUUUUCGUACACUCCACGAACACGUGAGGAUCUACCAGACGGAUUCCCUGAAGAUAUUGAAGGUGUUUGUUACUUUUUGGACGACUUUAAAUUCCCAGGGGCAAAGAAAGAUGACAAAAGCAUCGACCACAUAACCUUACAAAUGGAGGAAUUUCGGAGACUGGACAUUGUUACCACCUAACCCGUUACUGGUUGUUCAGAUUGACCAAUCAGGGAAUAUCCAGUCUGGUUGCUGCGAAAUAUUUAUUUAUAUUUUCAUACCGUCCAUUUUUUCCCCUUAAUACACUCUUAUGUAGGCAUAGAGGUAUACAAUCUAAGGCCUUUUUUCAUAGCUCUCAAAACUCACUCUUAUAUCCUUAUUCCCCUAGUGAGAGAAAUAUUACACUCUGUAGGUAAGUAUCAUGAAGUAGACGGGUUCUAUAAUGGAGUAGGAAUUCUAUCUGAGUUUUGU
Messenger RNA from Ylistrum balloti, 2868 nucleotides. RefSeq names its product guanylate cyclase soluble subunit alpha-2-like. The transcript is spliced from 10 exons. Lineage: Eukaryota; Metazoa; Mollusca; Bivalvia; Pectinida; Pectinidae. Gene Ontology annotation, biological process: cGMP biosynthetic process; response to oxygen levels. Bases 337 to 2598 code for a protein of 753 amino acids. Gene Ontology annotation, cellular component: guanylate cyclase complex, soluble. The record is from RefSeq and is a predicted model, not a curated record. Gene Ontology annotation, molecular function: heme binding; guanylate cyclase activity.